CGUGCUUGGUCACGCAUGCUCAAGGUGCCACGGACCACGGAGGAAAAAAAAAGGAGUUUUUGGUUAUUUUUUAUCCCGAGUGUGUAUAGCCGCUGUAUGACUCGUUUUUGCUUUAACGACGCUGAGUCAUCAGAAGAAAAGGCAGUUUGCCAGCAGAAGAUUCAUCGCUAUAUUUCUCUUUCUCUCUCCGUUAGUUGUGCUGCUGUUGAAUUGUAGUGCCUCAAUCAGUUGUUGUUUGGUGUGUUUUGUAUUGGUCGCAUUGGAUUAAAUCGGUCAACAUCUAUUCGCGCAUUCAAUGAUCGAACCAAAUCAAAGGAUCUGCUGGGAGUGGCCAGAGGCGAUCGGAGUAUGAAAAGCCGUACCGGGUCAUCCAACGGCCCAGGUGCUGGUGCUGGUACUGCAUCUCCGGCUACUUCCGGCUCAAGUGUUGGGAUUAACGUUAACUCACCUACGAUGGAACGUAAUGGAGGAGGGAGUGGUGGUGGUGGCGGAGGUGGCGGAGGUGGCCGUUCCCGGCUUCAUCACAAGCGACGACCAGGUCAUCGGCGCAACACCCAGCACAGUGUGGCCACCGUCGAGCCCAUUUGCGACAUGCGCAAAGUCGUGAAUGGUGUCGUCACCGUCGAUCAGGAUAAAUUGAACAAACUCGUCCAGACCGACCCGAUUGACUUGCAUUACGCCGUGGAAGAAGAGCCAUUCGCCAGUGGUUUAUUCGCUACGGUUCGGAAAUGCCGCCAUCGGACUACUGGGGUAGAGUAUGCAGCUAAAUAUGCGUCAAAGAUACGUUACGGACAAGACUGUACAACUGAAAUACUUCACGAGAUUGCGCUUAUGUCACUCUGCACGACCAAUCCUCGCAUCAUCCACUUAAUCGACGUCUUUGAUACACCAACCCACAUGAUUCUCGUCAUGGAGUAUGCACCUGGUGGCGACCUUCAAACACUCAUGGACGACGAUAUGGUGCCUUAUGAACGAGACGCCGUCAAGUUUGUCCGCCAAGUUUUAGAAGGCCUUCUUUUCCUCCACGAGCGUAACAUGGCUCACUUGGAUAUCAAGCUGCAAAACGUACUACUGAUGGGUACCUUUCCAGAUUGCGAUGUCAAACUGUGUGAUCUGGAGAUAUCCAGAGUUAUCGUUGCCGGGCAAGAAGUUCGCGAAUUACUGGGCACCCCUGAUUAUGUUUCUCCGGAAAUUCUCCAUUACGAACCCAUCACGUUAUCUGCAGAUAUUUGGUCUGUUGGAGUAAUGGCCUAUGUUUUACUGACUGGCUUCACGCCCUUUGGCGGCGAUACUGACCAAGAGACUUUCCAAAAUAUCUGUCACGGACAACUGGAUUUUCCUGAUGAGCUUUUUGAGGACAUUUCUCCUCAAGCUGAAGAUUUUAUUCGAAAAACGCUAUCCAGAGAACCAAGCUGUCGACCUACGGUGAAGGAAUGCUUGAAACAUCCGUGGUUGACGCCCUGGAAACAUGUGGCAAGUCAUCAAAGGGAGACAAUUUCGUCGGAAAGUCAAAGAAAAAAUUCAGCUUUACACAAUUGCCCGACGGGAGCUGCGACGCUCGCCUGUCCGCGUUCCGCCGCCUCGAUAAACGGUCACGGUUCAUCACCGUCGAUGACUGCGCGCUCACUCCUGCGCGCCAUGUCCAAAUCACGCGAGGUGCUUUACGAAAGAGUUGCAGCCUCUAAUCUACGCAAGAGCACCUCUAAAUCACGCGAGCGUCUAUGUGAAAUGAGAUUAAGUGUGUCGCGUUCAAGAGAUCAUCUUUGUGAUGAGCUUCAAUCUAGUUCUGCCCAAUCUUUGGAGCGCAUUCACUCAUUGCGCAACCUCUCAAAGUCACACGAGGUCCUCAGUCUCUUGAACCAACAAGGUUCGACCAUUUCCCUGGCGGACACUUCAAGUCUUUUCAAUAUUCUGCCAUCAACCCAAUCGCUAGAAUGUUUCACAAGUCCGAUUCUGGAUCGCGAUAAACAUUUGGAAAUGACAUCCAACCCAAUUUCUGCCAAGGUGAUUGCGGCGGCGGGGGAAAGUAACACUUUUGUUGACGAGCUUUUAGAAUUAAAUAAAGUUUUAUCAGAGAGCACAGAAACGUUGUGCGAGGAAACGGAAACAGCCACACUGUUGGAUGUGAUGGACGAAGUGACACCUUCCAAUUCUCGGUCAGUGACUCCAACGGAAGAGCUUGAUCCUGAUACUCAAAAGGCCGAAGAUGCUGUUCCAGUAGCUCAAUCGACCAAUUGCAAAGAAAAAGAAAUGGAUGAAAAUUCGAACGCAUCACUUCAACUACAGCCGGAUGAGGUGGUGAAGUUUGAAUCUCUUGUCACUCGUGCGGACGCCGUUGCUUCUUCAUUAAAACGCCUCAGUUCAAGUGGUCCACCGUCUUCGAAAAUUUUAUCUUCCGAGUCUAUUUCGCCAGCAUUGGGAAAAUCUGUUUGGAAUUGGCCUAUUCCCAGCACUAGCUUAACCGAAGGAGGAGGAGCAACUUGUUCGACUAGUAAGUCUCAUCCCGUGAGCCCCAUCAGUGUCUCUCCGGGUCCUUCCGCAUCACAAAAGAACUCACCAUCCCCUCCGUCUUUCAAUCUAAAAGACCCACAACCUUCUACUAGUCCUUUGUCAACCGAUGAAUCAUUGGCCGUGGUACUUCGGUCUGAUGCAGCAUGUACAGAUCCCCCCCAGAAUCCUCCUUCCGCAGUAGUGAAAACCACUGAUCCAGCAGCUACAAUGACACCCGCUAGAAUGAGUGCAACGUCAAUCGACACAGCUUCGCUAUCCGACAGUCAGCGUCAAUUGCUGACGUCGUGUUUAAAUCGAAGAAGAGCUUCGUGGGCAUGCGGAUCGAGGCAAGAAGAUGUUUCGUCAAUGAUCAAUAAUACUACUUCCGUUUCUGUGAGCAAACAGCCUGAAACUAAAUUAUCAGUUAGCGAAUUAAUCACAAGUUUUAAUAAGUGUAAGAAGACCGAUAGUACAACCAGUGCAGCACCACCAGUUAUUCCAACUACCGGCCCGAUUAAACCAAGUAAUGUCAAGAAAAUGGCGGUUGGAUCCAUUUUCCACCAGGAUUCAGCUGUGUCACAUCCUGCAUCGACAUCUAGUGGAAAAGUUAUCAGUGAAAAGGAAAAGACGGUUUUCAAGCCGGUGUCCACCUCUAUUCAGGUUUUCCAGAAAAAUCUAUUGACAACACCCGCGACAACUCCAACAGGUUUACUAAUGGGAACUGUUCAACGAAAUAUUGAAGCUUCAACUAGACCCAGAUCAUCAUGGGAAGUUCGGGCUCUUCCACGAUUGCCAGAAGAUACAGUCUGCAGUCCUGCACCUCAAGAAGAAGAAGAAGAAGAAGGGCCAGCAAUCACAUCAGCCGCAUCAGAAAGUGGAGUCACUAAUAGUUCAGAAGAUAAAUUGAUCGAGGAUUCCAAGGAGAAAACUAUAACUGCACCAGAAGAAGACUAUGGACUUCGAUCUGGUUCUGUCUCUAGUGAUACUGGCUGUAGUUCGAGCAGUGACCUGAGCGAUCGGUCAAGUGACGAAGGCUUGGACGGCAAUCGAGAACCUCGACGUAAAAAGACAAGUGGGCGUGAAUGUGGGAACGGAUCAGAGCCAGAAGCGGAUUUGAUCGAAGGAGCACUUACCGGUCCACCAGCCAGCUGGACAGGACGACCGCGUUCAUUUAGCGUUCAGUCUGAGAUAUCCUUACUGGCCCAGCCGUGGAAUCGAGUUUGCGUUGGAUCUGUGGCGCGCGCUUUCGAAAAAUUUGGAACUAAAGUCGACGGAGACACUUCUAGUAGUAACACCACCCCACCAUCAACGAGUAACACACACAGGUCUCGACGUCAAUCGACACCCGGGCCAUUCAAAUGAGAAUAUACAAAACGUCAUCCUAUUCUUGUAGUUGUCGUUAUCUUUUGUACCUUUUCACAACAUAUUUAGAAUUUAAAACAUUUAAAUGAAAUCAUAAAUAAGUGUGGAUGAACUUCACUAGCUAGGCAUGUCUAACCCCACAUCCUUCCCUCACAAGCCACACAAGUCCGUAUUACUUUUGGAGAGAGCGAUGGCCCUUUUUUAAGCAAAUUUCCAUGUUUUCUGUACUCCACAUGACUGCCAAUGGCUUGUUGAACCAGCUCUAAAAAUGUUGAUGGAAAAUUGUUACGCCUUGUCGGUCUUGAUCAAUAUAUGAUUGUGAAUAGA
Messenger RNA from Daphnia pulicaria, 4179 nucleotides. RefSeq names its product flocculation protein FLO11-like. Lineage: Eukaryota; Metazoa; Arthropoda; Branchiopoda; Diplostraca; Daphniidae. Gene Ontology annotation, molecular function: protein serine/threonine kinase activity; ATP binding. Gene Ontology annotation, biological process: intracellular signal transduction; positive regulation of apoptotic process; protein phosphorylation. The transcript is spliced from 7 exons. The record is from RefSeq and is a predicted model, not a curated record. Gene Ontology annotation, cellular component: nucleus. The coding region runs from base 349 to 3852 and encodes 1167 amino acids.